Chlorocebus sabaeus (green monkey) is the source of this 3386-nucleotide messenger RNA. RefSeq names its product V-set and transmembrane domain containing 5 (gene VSTM5). Gene Ontology annotation, biological process: filopodium assembly; positive regulation of excitatory synapse assembly. The record is from RefSeq and is a predicted model, not a curated record. Lineage: Eukaryota; Metazoa; Chordata; Mammalia; Primates; Cercopithecidae. Gene Ontology annotation, cellular component: plasma membrane; dendrite; axon.
AGGUGGGUGGAUAGAUGGAUGGAUAUCAUCACUGUGCGGUGGUUCCCAUCAGGGUAGCCUGAGUCUCCCCACCCCCUCCCCUCAUCCCUCUCACUCCAGGCUGUCAUUUCACUUUCCUAAAAGCCUUCCCUUUGCCCAUGAUGCCAGUGACUAGCUGUCCUGAAGCAAUAGCUAGUACUUUCCCUCCUUCCUGCCACCUAGCAUCCAGCCGAACCUUGAAUCAAUACCAGUAAAAUGGGUGUGAACGGAAGGAGGCUGCUCAUUAUUUGCCAUUAUUUACCUCUGAGUCUGUGCAUUCCCAUUCCUUCCCAUAUUAAUUCUCUCCCCGCGCAGCUCCCCCUCCCCUUCUCUCUCCUUGGGAACUGGUUCAACCAGAGUACAACCAGCUCAUCUGCAUCUGGCCCUAAAGAACCUGCGGGAGCCAGAGGCAGAGGAAGAGAGAAGUCUGCAUAGGAGCUGCAGCGCGGUGCAGCGAGCACACACCCCGGCCCGCGCCGCCCCGGGCUCGCCCAUGAGGCCUCUGCCGGGGAGGAGGAAGACCCGAGGCAUCUCCCUAGGGCUCUUCGCCCUCUGCCUGGCCGCAGCCCGCUGUCUGCAGAGUCAGGGCGUGUCCCUGUACAUUCCUCAGGCCACCAUCAAUGCCACCGUCAAAGACGACAUCCUGCUCUCCGUUGAGUACUCCUGUCACGGAGUGCCCACCAUCGAAUGGACGUAUUCGUCCAACUGGGGAACGCAGAAGAUCGUGGAGUGGAAACCAGGGACUCAGGCCAACAUCUCCCAAAGCCACAAGGACAGAGUCUGCACCUUCGACAACGGCUCCAUCCAGCUCUUCAGUGUGGGAGUGAGGGAUUCCGGCUACUAUGUCAUCACCGUGACGGAACGCCAGGGGAGCAGCCAGUUUGGCACCAUCGUGCUGCACGUCUCUGAGAUCCUCUAUGAAGACCUGCACUUUGUCGCUGUCAUCCUUGCUUUUCUCGCUGCUGUGGCCGCAGUGUUAAUCAGCCUCAUGUGGGUUUGUAAUAAGUGUGCAUAUAAAUUUCAGAGGAAGAGAAGACACAAACUCAAAGAAAGCACAACUGAGGAGAUUGAGCUGGAAGAUGUUGAAUGUUAGCCAAGGCUGGGCCUAACUGCAUUCCUACCUCAAGAGGAAACCAUUCUCCAACAGAAAAGAGCAAGCACAGCUAUUAUACCCAUUGUAUGUGGUCCUGUUGCAGCCCGCUCCUGACAGGACAGCAGGAGAUUAACACUGACUGCAUGGAGUUGAGGAUCGUGGAUGGACAAAGCUAGUUUUAGGACUCACGCCAAGUUCAAGGAGAAGAGUGAUUGAGGCCUUGAACCAGGAGCUUUGCUUGGCUGCAGCGUCACAGCCGUGCUGACCCAUAACCAAUGGGUGAGUGCAAGCGUUGGCUGCUUGCUCAUGACACUCGCUCUGGCGUGCAGGAUGGCCUGUUGUCAGAGUCCCUGUAUCAGAGGCCAGAGGAUUUCCAGAUGGGUGUGCAGCCAGCAUUAGAACAUGCUUUCUGUGCUCCUGUCUGCUCUGCAACUGCUGUGCCUACCAGUACCCCAUCUGAUAUCCCACAACCAAGCACGAUUGUGGGAGCUAUCGUGAGAAAACCUGAGGCUUUCAGACAAUCUGCUGCCUCAGAGCAGACGUGAAGAGACUAGGGGUGGGGGUUGGUGCUGUUGUGCUGCAGUGAGUUGCUGAGGUGAGGCCCGGUGGCUGGGAGUUUUACGGAGGAGGAGCUCAGUGGAUUCCUGAGAGGCUACCUUUGCAUACAAGGAAUAGAGAGAAAAUUAUCUUUCUCUUCCUCCAUCAUUCCAACAUUAAUUGGAUUUUCCCUCCCAUGGCUCAAAUUUAGGCCACUGUAAGUAAAACAACAGCUCAUCUCUGCUAUGGGCAGCACCUGGCCUCCUGAAGCGCUGGAUGCCACCUGUGUGAAAGCUGAGCUUGCACAGUGGGUGAUGCAGCUGGAAAAUCAGUCAUCUCGGGCUUUGGAUCUGUCCCCCUCAGUCACUAACGCUUCACGUCUCAAGUCAGGCCCUUGCCCUCUCCUACUUGGGCUGAGGAACGCUUGGCCUUUGCCUACCUCACAGUCAGGGUAUCAAGAGAAGCCCACAGUAUGCACAGAGUUCUCUGAGCAACUUAUGAAAAGCAUGAGGCUUCAAGGAUCUGGAAAGCUAUACUGGAAAAUGCUAUUCUGAGUAUUAGAAAUUGAUAAAAAUCACCUAAGGUCUUGGGGCUCCAGGUGAGACUGAGGACUGGACCACAGCUGGCUGUGGCCAUUAUUCCCUCCGGUUGUUGGUCACCAUGUUCACCUGUUUCUCCAUCCCAACUUCCAUUUGACAAGCUCUAAAUGGAGGCAUGGAUUUAUCUUCCAUUCUCUUCUCUCUCCAAUAUUCAUAGCUAUAGACCAAAAGUACCACCCGAUGAUGAUGUGUUCCUAGUCCUCAGCUGCAAAGUCACCCAUGCAAAGGUUAAGAAGUGCUAGAACAUUCCUUUCUCUUCUCCCUCCUUUCAGGUCUCCAAUGUCCAUAUCUUCUCUAUGUCCUAUGUGGCAGAGAAGGAUUUGUUUGGAUAAGUUACAACCCUUUCCCUCAAUAUUGAAUCCAGAGUUGUGGGAAGGGAUCUCUCAGAAUAUUCAGACAGGAACUGUCAGUAUCCAGAGUAGGACUCCCACAGCACUGCUUGAUUCAAAAGGUGAGAGCAGUUGGUCUACACAACAGAUGUGUAGCUCUAGCACCUGACAGGUAGAAGAUACCCUCAAGGCGCCUCCUAUAGACACACGAGUAAACUCACACACUGUGCCCUUUCCCCAUGCAGCAGUCAAAGGAACCAGGCCCUCGGCCAGGACAGUUUCCAGUGCUGUGAAGAAACGAGGUGAGGAGUAUCCAAGGGGCUCAAGGAUAAUCUGCUGAUUUCUUUCUUGUCUUUCACACAGAGAGGCCACCAGCAGGAAAGCAGUAGGAGUUGGGUAGCUGCUGGGGGCAGCAUGUCCUCUUCCACACUACCUGCCUUUCAGAACUCUGCUCUUCCACUUGUCCGAAGUCAGGGCUGGCAAUCUGCAUAAUCAAAGGAGAGUUGGAAAAGAACAUCCACUGAGAGGCCUCCACGGCAGAUGUCAAUUAAAUUGCCCCCCAAAAUCUCAUGACAGUUUAUUCACAUCAGUAGUGUGGGAAGUUACAGUUUUUUUUUUUUUAAAAAGCUUCUUUCCUUGGCUUCCCAUUUCUUUGGAAAAAGGGUUUCUUUUGAACUUUUAAAGCUCUGCCAUCCUGAACAUUCCUGUGGAAAGUUUUAAAAUCCAAAGCCUGCGGUUUUUAUUUUUCUAAUAAAUAAAAAUCACAGAGAUUAGCUAGUAUAAAUAUUAAGCUAUAAAUUAUGUUUCAAA